Messenger RNA from Paramacrobiotus metropolitanus, 676 nucleotides. RefSeq lists its product as uncharacterized. The record is from RefSeq and is a predicted model, not a curated record. NCBI's taxonomy places the organism in Eukaryota, Metazoa, Tardigrada, Eutardigrada, Parachela, Macrobiotidae. The transcript is spliced from 2 exons. The coding region runs from base 150 to 551 and encodes 133 amino acids.
AACUGCUAGAGAAAAAUUCACGAACUCACAUUGGAACGACCAGUGAACUUGUGCCUACCGCUCAGCUGUCGGAAAGUGAGCUUAAGGCCAGAACCAAGGCGUACAAAUCCUUGUGGAAACAACUGACUGAGCUGUCAAACACUGUAUCAAUGUAUAACGACAGAAUUAAGGAACACUGCCUCUCCCUGAUAAACGGCUUUGAACAUCUCAAAUCAAAGCUAAACAUUGAGAAGAUGACCAUUGCCCAGGAAGCGUUUCUUCCCAUUGUCCAAGAAAUGUCCACUGUUAGCACUCUCAUCGCUGACCGAUACCUGACCCAGUCUGAGAACGGACGUGAUGUCACCGCUGCUUUGAACAAACUGGAUAUUGCCAUGAACCUGGCUAAGAACGCGCUGCAUGGUAUGAUCAGCUUAUCUAUUUGUAUUCAUUUUCCUAAAAUAUUGUGGUUUUAUUUCAUUUUGUCAGGUGACCAUCCGGAAGUCCGUGAUGACCCGCGCGUGGAUGACGUGGGAGAAAGCGAUUCGGAAAUGAGCACCUCGGACGAUGACUAACAAGCUAUUACUUACUGGUUGUCAUUUUGCUGUUGUGCUUAAAAACUAUAUAACAAUUCUGAAUAACGUAAUCGUUUUAUUCGUCUAAACUGCUUUAGUUAUUAAAUGCUUUCACCUUCUUUAUA